AUAGGCGUGGAACAGUAUGCGGAUAUAAGGCAGGUAUGGUCGGCCGCCAGGCUUGGUAGUAGGAGGAGCCCGCGGGGUUACAUUGCUGGAGGGAUCCGAGUAAGGAUUUGGUUGCGGGCGAACUGAGUUUUGUUUCGCAAAGACCUCUUGGUGUAAAGGCAUUUUACUCGGCAGUCAUCAAUUUAGCAAACUUUCAACGGCAAACACAACUAGUACCAAAAGGAAAAAGCGGAGCGCUUGCAAGCCAUGUUGGACUUCAGCAGCGCCGCAGCGGCCAACGCCACGAUCUUCUCUGCUCUCCACGCCCCGCUCAACCCGCCCAUUAUCGGCCCGCUCUGGACCCAUCUCACAUCAACCUACUCCGAGCGCACGCUCUUCAUGGCAGGCACAUGGAUCGUUCAGUUCGGCGUCUUCUGGGCCUGGGCGCUCUUCUACCUCUCCAUCGACAUCUUCCAGCCUUCCUUCAUCUACAAGUACAAGAUCCAAGAGGACGUGAAGCCGACGCCCGCGAUGUUGCGCAAAUGUGCGGCUGUCGUGCUUUUUAACCAGACCGUCGUCGCCGGCGGCCUGUUGGUGCUUACGUACCCGCUGAUGAAGCACCAGGGCAUGUCCGCGUCGCCGUUUUUGCCGUCGAUCCUGGAAUUCGCGACGUGCUUUGUGGUCUCGUUGCUGGUGGAGGAGGUCGGGUUUUACUACUCGCACCGCCUGUUCCAUACCAAGUUCUUUUACAAACGGUUCCACAAGUUGCAUCACCAGUUCACCGCGCCCGUCGGGAUGGCGGCAGAGUACGCACACCCGCUAGAGCAUAUCUUCGCCAAUAUCACGCCGAUUGUCACCGGCCCACUGCUAAUGGGCGCGCACCUCUCGUUCCUGUGGUUCUGGAUGGCGUUCACGCUGUCCACGACCGUCAACACGCAUUCGGGGUACGACACGCCCAUUCAUAAUGGGAUGUCGCGGAACCAUGAUAUGCACCAUGAAAAGUUCAACGUGAAUUUUGGCGUGCUGGGGUUCUUGGACUGGCUGCAUGGCACCGACGUCGCUUACAAGAGGCGAUAUGGAAAGCUGCCGCCGGCGGACAAGACCACUAAAGUUCAGUAGUUUCUGUAUAGUUUUUUCCCCGCGAUGGCGAUGAUAUCCUUGAAAAGAAGUCCUUCACUGGUUUUCUUUUCUGCUAGCAGCCGUACUCCCCGAUUUUGUGCCGUAUUCCCCGAUAAUCAGUAGACACACAUCCUUUUCCGUGUUCUUCCCUUUAAUAGGAUCAAUUUAAUUUGCCCAUGUAAUCUACUGCAUAACCUUCGGGUGGGAACCCA
Molecule: messenger RNA, 1310 nt
Organism: Fimicolochytrium jonesii
Lineage: Eukaryota; Fungi; Chytridiomycota; Chytridiomycetes; Spizellomycetales; Powellomycetaceae
Product: sterol desaturase family protein
Exons: 2
Coding region: 247-1098 (283 amino acids)
Biological process (GO): sterol biosynthetic process
Molecular function (GO): C-4 methylsterol oxidase activity; iron ion binding
Source: RefSeq, a predicted model, not a curated record